UGGAGCAGCUCUCAGUGCCGUCCAGGCUGAAAGCAUCGGAGCUAUUUCAGACACAUUAAAAGGGUCACAGUCAAUACCUCAGCUGGUAGAAGAAGAUACCUCUUUCAGCAUCAAAAGGAGGGAUAAGCCUCUGUCUUAAAAAUGUCAAAACAGCCAGCGUCACAUGUCAAAGCCAUUCAGGCUAAUAUUAACAUCCCAAUGGGUGCAUUUCGACCUGGUGCAGGCCACCCUCAUAAAAGAAAAGAACUUACACCUGAAGAAGUGGAUGAAAGUGUUCCUGCUUCGACAGAGGAGGAGACAGGCAAGAAACAUCUCCCAGGAGCUAAGAAACUUCCAGGUCCUGCUGUCAACUUGUCAGAGAUUCAGAACAUAAAGAGUGAGCUGAGAUAUGUCCCCAAAGCUGAACAGUAGCUGGAACAAGCAGGUCUGACAAGUGAAAUCUAAUGGAUUCCGAGGAAUGGAGAUAAUUUGAAAUAUUUUAUAUAUUUGUAUAGAU
Empidonax traillii (willow flycatcher) is the source of this 496-nucleotide messenger RNA. RefSeq names its product small muscle protein X-linked (gene SMPX). Bases 142 to 411 code for a protein of 89 amino acids. The transcript has 5 exons. Gene Ontology annotation, cellular component: costamere; muscle tendon junction; M band. The record is from RefSeq and is a predicted model, not a curated record. Lineage: Eukaryota; Metazoa; Chordata; Aves; Passeriformes; Tyrannidae.